AUGCUUAUAACGGAAUUUCGAGUCCUUUUACCGAUGACAGUCGAAGAGUAUCAAGUUGCACAAUUAUAUGCAACAGCUAAAGUUUCCAAACAAAACACAGGUGGUGGUGAAGGUGUAGAAAUUCUUGCUAAUGAACCAUUUCAAAAGCCUGCAUCGGAAGGAUUUCUUGGCAAAUAUAAUACUGGUCAAUAUACGAAAAAAAUCUAUCAUUUAGGUUCACGUGUACCAAACUUCGUUCGUUUAGUAUUUAAAGAUUCAACAUUAUCUUUAAAUGAAGAAGCAUGGAAUGCUUAUCCAUAUUGUAAAACAGUUCUAACAAAUCCAUAUAUGAAAGAUCAUAUGUUUAUUGAUAUAUCAACAUUGCAUGUAGCUGAUCGUGGUGAAUCAGAAAAUGUUCAUCAACUUACUGGUGAUGAACUUAAAAAACGUCAAGUUGUCUAUAUUAAUAUUGCUGAUAAAGUUAGCCGUGGUGAUUAUAAACCAGAAGAUGACCCAGAAAAAUUUAAAUCAGUUAAAACUGGUCGUGGUCCACUUUUAUCGACUGAACCAUGGUAUAAAAAUUGUCAACCAUAUAUGUAA
Messenger RNA from Adineta steineri, 579 nucleotides. The record is from the annotation of a GenBank genome assembly. Lineage: Eukaryota; Metazoa; Rotifera; Eurotatoria; Adinetida; Adinetidae.